AUUAUUACGAUCGGCGUUAUUGCAGGUCGUUUAUUAUAGAAUAUACAUGAAAAUAUAUAUUUAUAUGAAAACAAUUAAAGGAAAUAUAUAAAACACAGCGACAAAUAAGAAAUGAACUUAUUAUGCAACUCUUUAUGCAACUUGCAAUUUUGAAAAAACUAUUGCAUGCCGCACCUCUUGUCAAAACUGCUAUGAUCGGCUUUUCUUACGUCGCGUAUUGUAAAUACAACUUCGGACGAAUAAUCACUUUUUGGCGACGUAAGAAAAUUCACAUAAAUGUUGUCAAAUCUACUGUGAUUAAUGUCAUCAUUUAUAACAUGAACCAGAGAAAUCCCCCGGUUCAGUCAAAGAACAAAUUACGGAAGAACUUCUCGAUACUGUCACUUGAUAGAAACUACAAAUCAGGAAUAUCAUGUGUAUCAGACGCUACAAAAAGAGACGCCGCAAGUUUCAAUACAGCUUCGUCGGAAGAAGAAGACAGUAAAUCUGUGAUCGAUUAUUGCAAAUCAUCCAUUCGUACUAAAACGGCUUCUAACGCGAGUCUUUCCACGAGAAAGUUGUGGAAUAAUGCUUCGAGGACGCUCAGAAACUCUGUCCCCAAAAACGAUGUGAUCGAAGAAGAAAGCGAGCUGAUUGAUACGAUAACGAAACAGCUGCACCUGGCUGAGUCACAGCUGCGGACAAUGCAAGGCGUUUUAUCAAAAGCCGAAGAGAGUCUGCGAACUAAAGAUACGGAAAUCGGACGCUUAAAGCGGAAGGUCAAGGAAUGGGAAAAUAAAUAUAAAAGUCAGGAGCUUUUGCGAAAGAAAGAGCUACGCACUCAGGCUACCAAUUCCGAUUAUUUCUAUCAACGAUGUCUAACAUUGGAACGCAAGAUUAUCGAAAUGGAGAGAUUCUUGACUGAUUACGGACUGAUAUGGGUAGGUGAUGUAAAAAACCCGACGACAACGACGACGACGACGACGACGACGAUGACGACGACAGCGAACGACAUUGACGGUAGCAAUGAUUAUAUCAACGCUUAUUACGAUCAGCUUGUAGCGAAUAUCGAUCAGUUGAACAUUGCCGCGGGAAAGGGCGAAGUUCAUAUACAUCAUAAUGAGAAAGGACGAGCCACUUUUAAAGUAACACACUUUACAACGCAUUUGUACACGCUUCUACAUUUAAUACAACAAAAUGCAAAAUAUUUCGAAGUAAACCACGAAAUUGCAUAUGUAUUUAUAAUCAAUAAUUGUCGGAAAAUUUCUUUGUGCUUUCAAAUGAAGACCCCGUCCUGCAUGUCAUUGAAAUUUUAUAAAAACGGUAUGACCGUCAAAGGAGGACCGUUGCGGUCUUACGAUGAUCCGACUGUUAAUUCGUUUAUCCGCGACAUUUUGGAUGGAUACUUCCCUUCUGAGUUGCAACGAGAAUAUCCCGAAGGGGUGCCUUUCAUGAUAGAGGAUCACAGAACAGAAGUAUAUGCAGGCAACUUUGGUAGCUUUCCUGGUCACGGAUAUCGAUUGGGCAAACAAUCUCCAGAUAAUCUGUUAUCCACAAAUUCGCGCUGGUCGAAUAUUUCUCAAAAAUCUGGAAGUUUCAGUCAUUUAUCCAGAGAUAGUGCUUGCAAUUCCGAAAACAUUCCGCUUUUAUCUCUUCCAACAAGCCGUUUACUGAAGUCCAAAGCCUCGGAAACAUCAUCUCUCGAUUUAUUCUCUCUUCGAUCGCAGAUUUUAGCCUCGCACAAUAACGCGUGCUCUCAUUCGCAUCUCCAGUCUCACAUCAAUGCUGAAUUGGUACGCAGCAGUCGUGAAAAGAAGAAAGAAGUGGCUACGAAAAAUAUAGAAUAUAUGUUGACACGUGAAUCGCUCAAAUGCAGAGAUACCACAAGAUCGUUAAACAGACCAGCAAGCAGCAACAGGAUGAGAUAUCAUUGUUCCUCUGACAGAUCUUCUAGGUUUUUCCCUAAACAAAUACACCAAGCAACAGAAAAUAAUCAUCGGCUGCGUUCGAGAUCUGCUAGUUUGUCCGGAAGACGAUUGGAUUUUAACUUGCAGUCAAAGUCAUCGGAAAUAAAUAAUACGGGCCAGCUAAAACUUACUAAUAUUGUCGGACAUUCCACGACGAAAUAUCCUCGCGGUUCGAAAUCAGCUACUUGCGCGAGAAAGAGUACGCCGCCGUUAUUACAUCAGAUUAAUGAGGCAACUGGAAAACCUGAUGAGUUGCGACUGAAGAUUAGAUCAUUAACCGGUACCAUUGUAUAUCUAGUGCACAUAUCUGCUGAUGAGUCAGUGACAAAAUUAUACGAAUUACUUAAUAAAAUGCAAACACCCGGACAGAAAGAAUACAAAGUAGUUUUAAGCGGAUAUUCACCGAAGAAAUUGGCACGAUCUAAUAUAUCUUUGAGAGAAAGUGGGAUUAGCAGAGAUUGCGUUCUUCAUCUUGUUAACGAUUGAAUGUUUAUCAGCUAAUUACAUAAAUAUAUCAAUCUUAAGUAUGUUGUAUGUGACAAGAAUAUGUAUGUUAAAAUAGUAAAUUUGAAGUCUUUAAUAAAAUGCCUCCGAUAAAUUUCAAAAAGAACAAACUCUUUUAUUUAUA
Pseudomyrmex gracilis is the source of this 2574-nucleotide messenger RNA. RefSeq lists its product as uncharacterized. Bases 123 to 2432 code for a protein of 769 amino acids. Gene Ontology annotation, biological process: proteasome-mediated ubiquitin-dependent protein catabolic process. Lineage: Eukaryota; Metazoa; Arthropoda; Insecta; Hymenoptera; Formicidae. The transcript is spliced from 13 exons. The record is from RefSeq and is a predicted model, not a curated record. Gene Ontology annotation, molecular function: ubiquitin binding.